CAAAAGGCUCACACUCCGCCGCGACUCACUACGGAUCCAUGUGACCGAUUUCCUGCCUCCAGUUGGGAGACGCUAUUUGAUAUAUAGCAUUGUGGGAGAACCCGCCGCUUAGUCAUAGAUCUAUGCUCUUUCGGCCGGCAGACGCUUCGACCUGGCGCGUCCGACGCAUUGCUUGAAACAGCUGCACAGGUGGGUAGAUAGCGCCAUAGAACAACAGUCCUCUCCCACCGCGUCAGCUCGAGCAGUCAUGUCUCUUAGACUACGGACAAGCCGUUCGCUGUCACUGCCACUGUUCAUACAACUGUUCCUUUUACCUCUUUGAACAUUCGAUACUCGAUUGAACAACAAUCACCAUGCCUAUUGAAGUGAGUCGGAUGACGGAAGCGGACAUCGAUGGAGCCAUAGAUACCAUUCAACAAGCUUUUGCGGACGACCCAUACAACAACUGGGUCUUUCCCGACCGCUCCAAGGUCUCAUUAACCCGCAAUCGCGUCUCUCUGACUCUCCGCUGCCGCUGGGGUAUCCGACAUGGACUUUUCCACGUCGCCCGCGAUACCUCCAACCCCUCCAAGAUUCUCGGCUGCGCUAUGUGGCUCCCCCCGCACCCGCCCGCCGAGCCGCAGUCCUGGUCGCUCUAUCUUUCCUACUGGUGGCUCUGGUUCGGACAGGUCCGCAUGAACCUCUGGUACGGGCGAGGCGGGUUAUCGACAAAGCGGUACUGGAUAUGGAAAGCGCGGCAAGCGGAGGCGCAGAGUGAGCUCUGGACAAGCGCGAAGGGCUAUUACUUUUGCAACAUUGUGACUGUGCUGCCAGAGGCACAAGGCAAUGGGGUGGGAAGGGCGUUGAUGGAGGAGGUACUGCGGCAGGCUGAUAAGGAGGGGGUGUGGUGCUAUUUGGAGAGUAGUAGGAGGGAGCCGAACGUGACGAUCUAUGAGAAGUUUGGUUUCAAGUUGGCCAAGGAGAUGGAAUGUAAGGAUGGGGAUGGAGAUGAGAAUAUGGUCAAGCUGUAUUGCAUGCUCCGGGAACCGAGACAUCAGGCCGACAGCUAGUUUCUGGGGAUUGAAGAAUUGCAGUGCGGUUAUUGCGGAUUCAUUUCCCAGAAGGCGAGUUCACAUUGAGUGAACAUCUCGAGGGGAAACGUUCAAUUCUGGGUACGCCGACAAUGCCUUCUUACCGGAAAAGGUCAGGGAUCAGAGCUCCAAUUCGUCAUUAUUCAGCUCGGAAUCUCCUGCAUCAUUUUGGUUUUAUGUAGUCCAUACCCAGUUCGAUCUGGCUACUAUGGUGGAUAUAGUUGCACACGAGCCAGCACAAGUACAAGACUCAUUGAGUAAGAGACAGACCGACAUUGGUACGGACGGAUAGCAUUACUCCUACUUUCACC
Westerdykella ornata is the source of this 1381-nucleotide messenger RNA. RefSeq names its product acetyltransferas-like protein. Bases 354 to 1049 code for a protein of 231 amino acids. The transcript has 2 exons. The record is from RefSeq and is a predicted model, not a curated record. NCBI's taxonomy places the organism in Eukaryota, Fungi, Ascomycota, Dothideomycetes, Pleosporales, Sporormiaceae. Gene Ontology annotation, molecular function: acyltransferase activity, transferring groups other than amino-acyl groups.